UUUUUUUUUUGGGUUCCUUUCUAUGUUUUCCCCUUGGAACAUUUGACCCCCCUUUUUGUAGAAUGGCUUCUUAUUUAAAAGAUGGAAAAAUAAGUAGCAUUGAACAACUGCAGCAGGCAAUUCAUUUUUAGUCAAAUUAUUCUUAUAUAGUUCAAUCAAGGUCUGCUUGAUUUUUACUCUCUUCCUUAAUGCUAGCGCCAAAUUUUUUUGACUGUGGAGCAUUAUGUUUAAAAUUUUCAAUAAAGUUAUCCGGAUUUGAAUGUUAUUUUGUUGCAUGGUCUGACGAGUUGAAUACUACUACUGCUAGCUGGGUGUGAAGAAGGCAGGCAGGGGUGUGCUAAGGGAAUGAAAGGAAACAGGCAAGUCAACGUGGCGCGCUUAUUGGCAACUAACUUGCACUUCCAAAGGAACCCAAACCUCUAAUCAAGAUUUGUGGUCUUCAUUUUUCUGUUGCUGCUUUGGCUUCUUCCUUUGAUUUUGAUAUCUCAACGUUCAACCACCCCACCUUUCUUUUCAUUCCCCGUCCCUGCCAGAAGGGGAGAAAAAACGUGAAAGUAAAAAAGAAAGGGGAAAUUAUCGACUCUGGGAAUAAUAACAGACUGAAGCUACAUCUGAAUCAAAGCUGCUUUUUCAGUCUAAAAUUACGAAAACAGCAAUGAGUGCUGCCACGGCAACUACAGCAAUGAGUGCUUCGACCGGUUUAAGCAAUGGUUUUAACAGCAGCCCCAACUGGCUGAAAUGGCAACCUUCUCCUUGUCAGCGUUCCAACUUCCUUAUCCCACGCGCUGCUUCCUCUCCCAACACUGGCAAAGGCAACAAGAAAAAGCCCAAAGCUAAAAAUACUUCUCCUCCUCCAACUCCUAUAACUAGGACGACAACAACAACAACAACAACUGAAUCUAUUUCACAAGACCAAACGCAACAACAACAGCAGCAGCAGCAGCAGCAAGUUUCGUUAAGUUUGGACGACGUCAACCCAGUGGGGUUGGGACGUAAAUCCAGACAAAUAUUUGACGAGGUUUGGAGGAAGUUCUCUGGGUUGGGGCAGAUUUCAAGGACAACUCGUGCCGAUGAUAGGGAAGCUUUGGAUGCUUUGCUUAUUAGAGAAGGACCCAUGUGUGAGUUUGCCAUUCCAGGUGCUCAAAACACCACUGUCCUUGUUGUUGGUGCCACCAGCCGCGUUGGACGCAUUGUUGUCCGUAAGCUCAUGCUCAGAGGAUACACCGUCAAGGCUUUGGUGAGGAAGGCAGAUCAAGAGGUCUUGGACAUGCUUCCUAGGUCAGUUGAGAUAGUGAUUGGGGAUGUGGGUGAGCCUUUCACCCUUCAAGCUGCUGUAGAAGGUUGCAACAAAAUUAUCUAUUGUGCCACUGCUCGGUCUACUAUCACUGGGGAUCUCUAUAGAGUUGAUCAUCAAGGGGUUUUAAACCUCACCAAAGCAUUGCAGGACUACAAUAAUCAACUGGCACAAAUUCGGGCAGGAAAAAGCAGCAAAAGCAAGCUUCUGCUUGCAAAGUUCAAAUCUGAAGAUUCAUUGAAUGGAUGGGAAGUACGUCAAGGUACUUACUUCCAGGAUGUGAUUGCUUCGAAGUACGAUGGCGGAAUGGUUGCCAAGUUUGAGUACACUGAGACUGGACAAGCUGUUUUCUCAGGCUAUGUUUUCACCAGAGGUGGGUAUGUUGAGCUGUCAAAAAAGUUUUCACUUCCUUUAGGUUGCACUCUUGACAGGUAUGAAGGUCUAGUUCUCUCUCUUGGUGGUAAUGGAAGAUCUUAUGUUGUAAUUCUUGAAGCUGGUCCUUCAGCAGAUACAACUCAAAGCAAAUUAUACUUUGCAAGAAUAAACACAAAAGUAGGAUUUUGUAGGGUCAGAGUGCCGUUUUCAUCAUUCCGUCCCGUGAAACCAGAUGACCCACCAUUAGAUCCAUUCCUUGUACAUACAUUAACUAUACGCUUUGAGCCACGAAGACAGAGGCCCGUGGAAGGACCAGCAGGAAUGAAGCAAGACCCCCGAAGUUUCAAGCUGAUAUUGGAAUAUAUAAAAGCUUUGCCUACUGGGCAAGAAACAGACUUUGUUUUAGUUUCGUGCACAGGAUUAGGAGUUGAGCCAAACCGAAGGGAGCAAGUUUUGAAAGCCAAGAGGGCUGGUGAGGAUUCAUUGAGAAGAUCAGGUCUUGGGUACACAAUAAUUCGCCCUGGUCCUCUAAAGGAGGAACCUGGUGGCCAACGUGCUCUUAUAUUUGAUCAAGGAAACAGGAUUUCUCAGGGCAUUAGUUGUGUUGAUGUGGCUGAUAUUUGCGUGAAAGCAUUGCAUGAUUCAACUGCAAGGAAUAAGAGCUUUGAUGUAUGUCAUGAAUACGUGGCUGAGGAAGGGAGGGAGCUUUAUGAGCUGGUCGCCCAUUUGCCUGACAAAGCAAAUAAUUAUUUGACUCCAGCUUUGUCUGUUUUGGAGAAAAACACUUGAUAAUUGUUUGACGAUAACAUGUUAUCCUCCUCUGCGGAAAAGGAUCUUGUUGUAACGACAUCUAGAAAGGAGGAAACAAGAAGAAAGAAGUCUCCUAACUUGAUGAUAUCUCUUUGGAAGUCAGCAACAAAACAAUUUCUGUUUUCUUUUCUGCCCAGAUGAUGAGCGUUGUAUAGGUCAUGCAUGGUCUUUUUUUUUCUGUAAAUCCAUAUGUAGUCUGAUAUAGAAAAUGUGUAUGUAUGGUGGAUAGCGUAUAGUGUAUAUGGAAAGCUCCAGAUAAUGGGGAGUCUUGUCGAAUAUUUUAAUUCAUUUUUCAUUGUAAUGCAGAAUAUCAUCAAUUGUUACACAAGUCAUAUUCAACAGUGUUUACAUUCUUUUAUGUCUUGAAUUCAUUACCCCUUCCUCCUAUUCCAAGUUCUCAAUAAACCACAUGGGCAGAGGAAAUUGGCAAUAUAAUGUUUAAGGAAUUGUCUUUCUUUCUCCCACUAUAUUUAAUCUUACAUUUUCAUA
This is a messenger RNA of Theobroma umbraticum, 2968 nucleotides long. RefSeq names its product high chlorophyll fluorescence phenotype 173 (gene HCF173). Lineage: Eukaryota; Viridiplantae; Streptophyta; Magnoliopsida; Malvales; Malvaceae. The record is from RefSeq and is a predicted model, not a curated record.